CGUGUAAGUGACUGACUGACUGAGUCAGUGAGGAUUCAGGACUGAGACACAUUCACUUAAGACAUGUUCAGCCGCGGCUCCAGAAAGCGAAACUCCAGCAGAUGGCUCUCUGCAGUGGAUGACCCAGAUAAAGGGCAACCUUGUAAUGCGUGUGGCGACCAGUGUCCUGGCUUGGCAUUGCAUAAUUGGAGGAAAAUUUGCCUUCACUGCAAGUGUCCACGCGAAGAGCACACCGUGGCAGUGAUGCCUUUAGAAAUGGAAAAGACUGUGAACAAACUUAUGUACGACUUUCAGAGGAACUCUACGUCUGAUGAUGAUUCUGGCUGUGCUUUGGAAGAGUAUGCCUGGGUUCCCCCUGGACUCAAGCCUGAUCAGGUUCACCAAUACUACAACUGUCUCCCCGAAGAUAAGGUUCCGUAUGUUAACAGCCCUGGAGAGAAGUACAGAAUUAAACAGCUGCUGCACCAACUACCACCACAUGACAAUGAGGUUCGAUACUGCAAUUCACUCGAUGAGGAAGAAAAGAAGGAAUUGCGACUCUUCAGCACCCAAAGAAAAAGGGAAAAUUUGGGAAGAGGGACUGUUCGACCUUUCCCUAUAACCAUGACUGGUGCAAUUUGUGAGCAGUGCGGAGGGCAGAUCAGUGGAGGAGACAUAGCUGUGUUUGCCUCACGAGCUGGCCAUGGCGUUUGCUGGCAUCCACAUUGCUUUGUCUGUGCCACAUGCAAUGAGCUGUUGGUGGAUCUGAUUUACUUUUAUCAAAAUGGGAAGAUCUACUGUGGGAGACACCACGCUGAACGUUUGAAACCGAGAUGUGCAGCAUGUGAUGAGAUUAUCUUUGCAGAUGAGUGCACAGAGGCUGAAGGUAGACACUGGCAUAUGAAGCACUUCUGCUGCUUUGAGUGUGAAACUGUCCUUGGGGGCCAGAGAUAUAUCAUGAAAGAAGGUCGGCCCUAUUGCUGUAACUGCUUCGAGUCUCUUUAUGCAGAAUAUUGUGACACAUGCGGUGAACAUAUAGGUAUUGACCAAGGCCAGAUGACCUAUGAUGGCCAGCACUGGCAUGCCACAGAGAUGUGCUUCUGCUGUGCACGAUGCAAGAAGUCACUGCUUGGACGUCCUUUCCUACCAAAGCAAGGACAAAUAUUUUGCUCCAGAGCCUGUAGUGUCACUGAAGAUCCUAAUGGCUCUGACUCUUCAGACUCUGCCUUUCAAAGUGCAAGAUCAAGGGAGUCCCGACGCAGUGCUAGAAUAGGUAGAAAUAGUAGCAAAGUAGAAGACAAAAACCUGAAGCAAACUCCUAUUUUACAAGCAGCGAUGAGCAGAUUUUCUGCCGAUGUUGACCCUCUUUCUCAACAAAUGGAUAUGCUAAGCUUGGCUAGUCAGACUCCAAGCUUAAACAGGGAAACACUUUGGCAAACCAGAGAUGUCUACCAGUUUGAUGAUGAUACCACUGAGAGGGCUAGCUUUACAGAAAGGCCUCCUCAGCCUCUCAGCCAGUAUAAUUUAAGGACUGAAUUUAAUCCGGGACAAUACAUAAACAACCCGACUGAUAUAUGGGUGAAAGAAUUUAGUAAUCCAAAGAGAAGUUCAGCUCCUCUCUUGAAAGAACAUAGCGAGAGUUUUAUCCAAGAAAGGAAAGAAGAUUAUUAUCCUUCCACAAUCAGAACCCAAGAAAGUUUUAGCAGCACAUCCAGCCACAGUGUUUCUGAGUCACGAACAAAACCAAGUGGUCCAGGGUAUGAGAUGGAAAGGGAAUUAAUUUCUCACCAGUGCCGAACCAGACACCCAAUCAAUGCACUUAGUUUUACUGACCAGCUCACACCUGUAGAACAUACCCCGAGGGAAUCCAUGGAAUCUCUUGCACUUUCGAAUGCAACAGGGGCUUCUGUUGAAGGUGGCACCAAACGUCAGGAGCAUUUGUCCAGGUUUUCGAUGCCUGAUUUGAGCAAAGACUCUGGUAUGAAUGGAUCAGAAAAACUUAGCAACAUGGGUACACUUAAUUCUUCAGUCAGGUUUAGAAGCACUGAGUCUAUUCGAAGUCUAAAUUCAGUGCAGCCAUACCAGGAUCUACAACCACCAAUGGACAGACUUAGACACUCCAUGCAGUACAGGGAGUCAGUUCCUUCAGGAAGAAUGCCACAGGGGUUUGAUUGUUCAGAAGGUGCCAUGGGUAACAGAAUGCACACUGGUGUGAAUGCCAGGAUGGCACCUAUGAGUGAACGGACCCAGAGGCGUGCACAUGAUCAAGGGAACAACCCUCGGCGUCACCGCCACAGACCAAAACGAUCCAGACGGUCCCGUUCUGACAAUGCUCUCCACCUGGCUUCAGAAAGACGCUAUCAAAUGAGGGAGCGGUCUCACAUGUUCUCAAGUGAGGAUUGUGACCAGAUCAUGAUGCGAGCGAGAAGCAGGGAUGCAUUUGGAAAUGGUCAGUCAAGGGAUCACUACAGUAGGUAUCCCAGAACUGCAUCUGACCUGACUCUGCAGAACCAAGUAAGUGAUAGGCUGUUGAGACCUUAUUUUCAUGAUUAUGAUGACUGGUGUUCUACCUGUUCCUCUUCAUCAGAGUCUGAGGAAGAAGGAUACUUCCUAGGGCAACCCAUUCCGCGUCCUGUUCAGCUUCGCUCCAUCACUAGUGAUGAAUUUGUGUAUAGCUAUGGUGCCCCCGUUCCCUUGUCAUCUAACCUGAGCGCCAGGUACCUGUCACAUCAUAGGAAAAGGCAGAAGAGCAAGAAUUGCAUUAUUUCAUAAUAUUUUGCACAAAUUAUUUCCAGAAGAAUGUAAACUUUAAAAGUUGCACUCAAAUUAAUUAUUAAGAAAUAACAUUGGCAAAGGCAAUAUAAUUUAAUCAGUAUUUAAAACGUAUUACAAUAUUUCCACAGCUAUGGGCUUAAAUGAAGGGUUUUUUUCGGCUUGCUUAUUUCAAUUCCAAUAGAUUUUCUUUAAAUAGUGCAUCACCCAAUAUACACUUUGGAAACUGCAGUUAUAGUCACUAAGUAAAUGCAGUCUACAUUUUCACUAAAAUGUUAUCAUCUACAUAAUUGUCAGCAUGUUUACAAUUGAAGAUAUCUGUCUACUUUCUUAACAUUGUGUCCUGUAUUUCUCUUCCACUGCCAUAAUAUGUUACACAGCAAACUUAACAAUCAAUAUAUUAUACCAAACUUAAAAUUACAGAAUUGCUUAAUCUAAUGUUUUUUCUUUUCUAAAUGCAAGUGUUGUAAUUAAAAUGGCGCAUACACUAAGUUAAUUAUAUCUAGUGUAUAUAUUAUGCAAAUGAGGAUUUCUAAGAAAAGUAUUUUUAUAUUUUGUAAUGUAAGAAGCGUCUGGUUUUGAGUAGUUGUAGUUGCAUGUUCACUUUAUUCACAUUGUUUUCAAAUUUAUUAAAAUGUUGCAUCCUUUAAA
Molecule: messenger RNA, 3402 nt
Organism: Callorhinchus milii (elephant shark)
Lineage: Eukaryota; Metazoa; Chordata; Chondrichthyes; Chimaeriformes; Callorhinchidae
Gene: prickle2b
Product: prickle homolog 2b
Exons: 9
Coding region: 64-2751 (895 amino acids)
Molecular function (GO): zinc ion binding
Source: RefSeq, a predicted model, not a curated record